Molecule: messenger RNA, 447 nt
Organism: Talaromyces rugulosus
Lineage: Eukaryota; Fungi; Ascomycota; Eurotiomycetes; Eurotiales; Trichocomaceae
Exons: 2
Coding region: 1-447 (148 amino acids)
Molecular function (GO): monooxygenase activity; heme binding; oxidoreductase activity, acting on paired donors, with incorporation or reduction of molecular oxygen
Source: RefSeq, a predicted model, not a curated record
AUGAGUAUAUUUUUCUUGAGUCUUAUAUUUCUCUGUUUGACUCGUGUCAGAUUUGCCGGUGCUGAUAUAAUAUUUAUAGCAAUCAUUAGUGUUCUUUACUACCUGAUGCGUAACUCGACCGCGUAUCAGAAGCUCAAGGCCGAGAUUGACGCAGCCUUCUCCGACAGCACGCUCUCUACCCCGGUCCCUUAUAAGACAGCAAUCAAGCUACCGUACCUAAAGGCCGGUAUCAACGAGAGUAUGCGUCUUCAUCCAGGGGUUGCCUUGGCCAUGCCUCGAGAAGUCCAGGCCGAUGGAGCAACCAUAUCCGACUUCCAUUUCCCAGCAGGUUACCGUGUUGGAGUCAAUCCUGCUGUGGUACAAUACGACAAAGAUGACCGUAUGUCGAAGAAUUCAAUCCAGAUUGCUGGCUGGAAGGUGAUGGAGCGCAGAUGGAAAGGGCCAUGA